GUCACACCAGGAAUCAGUUUCCCAGAGUUCACUGCUGUUGGUCUGGUGGAUGGAGAACAGUUUGUGUACUAUGACAGUAUAAUGAGGAAGAGGAUCCCAACAACGCAGUGGAUGAAGAAGAGUGUGGGUGCAGACUACUGGGACUUGGCUACACAGACUGUGCAGGGUCAUGAGGAGAACUUCAAAGUCGAUAUUGGUACAUUAAUGGAGCGCUUUAAUCACACUAAAGGGAUUCACACAGUACAGCUGAUGUACGGCUGUGAGCUGCAUGAUGAUGGAACCAAGAGAGGAUACAUACAGGAUGGCUAUGAUGGAGAAGACUUCCUCAGUCUGGACCUGAACACCCUCACCUGGACUGCGCCUAAGCCUCAAGCUGUUAUUACCAAAAACAAGUGGGAAGUCACUGGCGCCAAUGCUCACCAAUGGAAGGGCUACCUGGAGAACACCUGUAUCGAGUGGUUACAGAAGUAUGUGUCUUAUGGAAAAGCCACUCUGGAGAGGAAAGACCCUCCUGAGGUGACCCUGUUUCAGAAGGACUCCUCUUCUCCAGUGGUGUGUCAUGCUACAGGUUUCUUCCCCAGAGAACUGAUGAUCUCUUGGAAGAAGAAUGGAGAAGACCUGCAUGAGAACAUGGAGCUCAGAGAGACGUUACCCAACCAGGAUGGAACCUUCCAGAAGAGAAGCAUUCUGACAGUCUCACCCGAGGAUCUGAACAAUAAUAAGUACACCUGUGUAGUUCAGCACAGUGGACUGGAGACACAUUUUGGGCUUCCAUUUCAGCCAGGUAUGACUGAAUUUCCAGAUAGCAAAAGCAUGUCAGUUGGAGUCAUCGUUGGUGCAAUUCUGGCUGUUCUUCUCCUGCUCAGUAGCUGUGCUGCAUUCUUCAUAUGGAGGAAGAAGAAGAAUGACUUCAAGCCUGUUGCAGCCUCUGAUGGAAAAUCAUCGUCCACCAGCUCAGAUGAAGGCCAACCAUCUAAAUGCUGAGAGGAGAGAGUGAGUCUCUGUUUACACUGAUGUGUCAUAUCCAGCACUCUGUUUCUAUACAGCAUAACCAAAGUCUAAAGUG
Messenger RNA from Electrophorus electricus (electric eel), 1066 nucleotides. The record is from RefSeq and is a predicted model, not a curated record. NCBI's taxonomy places the organism in Eukaryota, Metazoa, Chordata, Actinopteri, Gymnotiformes, Gymnotidae.